UAUAUUUCAUAUAGAACUCUUUUAAAGUGACAGAUGCGAAAUAUUUAUCUUAUUAAUUUAAUAAUAUAUAUAUCAUUUGUCAACAAAAAGUUAUUAAAUUUAUUUAUGCUUCUCUUAUAAUUAAUAUUUCUAUAAAAUAGCAUAUAUGUACAUGUCUCAAAUUUUAUUAUAUAGAAUGAAAUUUAUGAUAAAAAAUACUUAAAUUAUUACAUCAUAAUAGUAUUAAAGGGUGUUUUACAUGAAGGAGGCCAUAUAAAUAUCUGCUCCAUUUUUAAUGACAUGAAAAAUGUUUAUGAUAUAAUUCGAAUGAUUUCAAAAGAGAAAUACCAUGGAAGAUAAAUUAUUUUGUCGAAUUAUUUCUUUUUUUUUAUUUUCCUAAAGUCACCAGUAUUUUCUCUUAUUACUUUUGAUGGAUGAAAAACAUUUUUUUGAGUUUGAAUCAUUUUAAUUGAACUUUAUUCAUUUGACUAUCUCUGAAUUAUAAUCUUCACAUAAUGACGUUGUACCCUAGAAAUGUAAUGAAAUUAUAAGAUAACGCUAAAAUGAUAUCUGAACUUGUUUAUAUUAUAAAUGCUCGAAGUGAUAGUUAUAUUCACCAAUAGCAAUGUGUACUGAAAAUAUCAACAAAAUGAUGAAUAUAUUGAGUUAUGUUUAUUAUAGUAGAUACUGGUACAUACAAACAAGGUUUUUUAGCUGACUGUGAUUAGUGCGAAUAGAUCAUUAAUAGAUCAUGAAUGGAUUCAACAAACUUCUAUUUAUGGUGAAACUAUUCAGUGUGUAAAAGAGGUUAUACACUUGUACACAGAACAAUUACCAUAAAAGGUUCAAAGAAACCGGUAGUGUUUAGAAUAAAAAACCACAAACGCAGGAGACAAAUGCGAAAGAUAUUAUUGUUACAAUUAACCAAAAUCCGCAUAUAAGAACCUGAAGGUUAUUAAAUUAAAGUUUGUUUCAAAAUUAAUAAAAAUUUAUACGCCAUGGCUUCAGCUUCAAGUACAAGUGCUCGAAGCUUAUUUGUUGAGUCAAAAAUGAGAUUGGCUGAUAGAGUACAAGUUAAUGUAAACAAUAUUGCAUCCCUUGCAAGACAAAUACAAAGAGGUUCAAAAAGCAGUGAGAUAUUAAUGCACAGUGCAAAAAAUUUUGCACAACAAGAGCAUAGUCUAGAAACUGCAGAGGCUAAUCUAAAGAAAAUUGCUCUUCUAACCACUCAUUUAGAUUACCAACUGGAAUCUGUCAAUAGAAGUUUUAUAACUUUGGAAGAAGUUACCGAACAAGUACGUUCUAUGCAAAGAUAAAUUAUAAUAAAUACUUACCCUAUAUCUUUAUUUAUAAUAUAUAAUUUUUCAUAUA
Messenger RNA from Bombus huntii, 1350 nucleotides. It is a transcript of the gene BORCS7, whose product is annotated as BLOC-1-related complex subunit 7. The record is from RefSeq and is a predicted model, not a curated record. Gene Ontology annotation, cellular component: BORC complex. Bases 978 to 1295 code for a protein of 105 amino acids. The transcript has 3 exons. Lineage: Eukaryota; Metazoa; Arthropoda; Insecta; Hymenoptera; Apidae.